AUGUUAUUCGACUGUAUCGAGAAGAAUCUCAAAACCUGGUUCGGAUUUUUCGGCUGUUUCGUGUCCCGCCACGAGGUUUUCUUCCUGGUCGGACCGCUGUGUUUAAGCGGACUGCUCGGGGCAGGUCUCAGCCACGUCCGAACCGACUCCCACAUCGAUGCGCUGUUUUCUCCGUAUAACGCACCGGCUAGAAAGGAGCGGGAGGCGCUGGGAGAACUGUUCCCCGUGCAGGAACCGUGGGAGUACCGGAACCCGGUUCAGCACGGAGAUGGAAACUACGUACGGGUCGUGCUGACUUCACCGGGAGAAGGCAACAUCCUAACCGAGAGAUAUCUCCACGACGUAUGCGCGUUCCAAGACGGCGAGUGCGUCGGCGAAGACUUCCGCCGCCUUCUCCAUGUCUUAGACAUCAGCCAAGGCUCCUUAUCCUACCCAGUAACCUUGCUUGAAGACGGAAGGAGGUUAUUUGUAGGAAACCUUCUUGGUAGGAUCGUACCAGCCCCGAUUCGGAAUCUCCUAACCUCCGUGGCUUCAGCAGGCGCUGUGCAGCUGAUCUACUACCUCAGAACAAACGACAGUCUACACGACCACGUCUCCAAACUCUGGGAAGACCAAGUGGAGAAGAAACUUCUUGGACUCAAUCCUCCGGACUUGAGACUUGCGGUGUCGACGUCUCGGACUUUGGAGAGGGAAUACUUGGAGAACAGUGCCGGGAUUUCGCCAAGGUUUGCAGGUACCGUGCUGCUGGCAGUUUUCUGUACGGGCGCCCUGUGUUUCACCGCCGACUGCGUGCGAAGCAAGCCGCUGCUCGGAGUGGGCGGAGUGGUCACCGCGUGUUUCUCCGGGCUCGCUUCGGCAGGCCUCAUCAGUCUCUGCGGCGGGGCCUUCACUACCACACUGGUACCUCUACCCGUACUGUUACUGGGGUCCUCGUUCCACGACACGUACUCUAUGCUGUCGUCAUGGCGACAGACGAACGAGCGCGAUGACGUCAGGACCCGGAUGUCGGAGACCUACCGGCGCGCCGUGGUUCCCAUGGUCUUCACUUACGUCAUCCAGGAGGACUACUUCACAGAGUUCGGGCCACGGAUUGCGGUGAUUUUUCGCGGAGAGUUACGCUACUGGGACCCUGCGGUACAGGAAGGCCUUGAAAACCUCACCAGGACUUUUGAGGCUAUCCCUUACGUUUCAGCACCCGAUACAGACGCCUGGUACCGAGACUACCGCGCCUACCUGCACACGUUCGUCGGCCGAAAGCGCGUCGACCGACAGAAGUACAUGAAAAGGCUUCAACGCCACUUUCUCAACACCACGGCUUUUUACAGAUACAGGAACGACAUCGUCUUCAAAAACAACCGAAAAGGCAUCAUUGGAAGCAGGAUUUUCCUCCAAACCAAGAAAACGGCAAACUACGAGGAGUUAAUCGAAGUUAUGAACUCGGCAAGAAAAGUUGCCAGAGAAAGCGACCUAAACGUGACUGUCUACAACCCUGCUUUCAUGUUCCUAGACCAGUUUGCGCCAGUUUUACCCGAAGCGUUGGAAAAUCUUGGAAUCGCCGGUUUCUGUUUCUUAGUUUUCGCGUUGUUCACAGUGACUAAUUUUCGUAGUAGCAUGUGGGUGGCGUUCUUAACCAUGUCUGUUAUGACAGGCCUCAUAGGCUUCCUGACGGUCCUGGGUACUAACCUCGACGCAGCCACGUUAGGCUAUUCAGUCUUCGCUGCAGGAUUCUGCAUCCAGGCUACUUCCCCGAUCGUGUUUGCGUUCGUGCGCGCGCAAGGCCCGACUAGGACUAGUUGUAUGCAGUCAACGCUUGUGUAUUACAGUAUGCCGGUUGUGCAAACGUGUUUUACACUAAUGUUUGUAGUUCUACCGUUUACUACAGCACCGUCCUAUAUAUUCUACAGCCUGUUCCAAGCGGUUUUUACGCUGUGCGCACUAGUGGUGCUUCAUGCUGUGGUUGUUAUGCCCGUUAUCAUGACCGUCGUGGGGCCAAAUAAGGAAGAGGAGCUGUCUGACUCAGCUGCAAGCACGCCAAAUAAGGAGACGUCGUCUGGACCGUACCAAGUAUCGGCCGUUUGA
Branchiostoma belcheri (Belcher's lancelet) is the source of this 2079-nucleotide messenger RNA. RefSeq names its product patched domain-containing protein 1-like. The transcript has 7 exons. The record is from RefSeq and is a predicted model, not a curated record. The coding region runs from base 1 to 2079 and encodes 692 amino acids. Lineage: Eukaryota; Metazoa; Chordata; Leptocardii; Amphioxiformes; Branchiostomatidae. Gene Ontology annotation, cellular component: membrane.